AUGGAUCAAAAGAAUAAUGAAGAAUAUCAGAAAGAAAUUACUAUUAGUUCACCUAUUAGAGUACCCCAAAUGUCAUUAAAAAGGUUUGAUAUUGGACGUAGUAUUGGUAAAGGACAAUUUGGCCAUGUUUAUAUUGCAAGAGAAAAAAAUGAGCGGCUAUAUAAUAAUAUUGAAAAUAAUAUAUACUUUGCUUUGAUUCUUGAAUAUGCAGCCAAAGGAGAACUUUAUAAAAAACUUGUAAAAUCAGGUAGACUUAAAGAAAAAAAAGCAUCAAGGUAUGUUGUACAAAUAGUUGGAGACUUAAAUUAUAUUCACCGAAAACACAUUAUUCAUCGGGAUAUAAAACCAGAAAAUUUGUUGAUAGAUUUGAAUGAUGAGAUUAAGAUUAGAGAUUUUGGAUGGCGUAAAACAUUUUGUGGUAUAUUGGAUUAUCUUCCACCAGAAAUGAUUGAAGGUAAAGAAUAUGAUGAAAAGAUCGAUAUUUGGUCACUUGGUGUUUUGUGCUAUGAACUUCUAACUAGUACCGUAACAUUUGAAGAACUUGUUGAAAUUAUAGAAAAUCAAAAGGAAAUUAUUAGAAGUUCGAUUAAUCUUAUAUGGAAAGCUACUAAUGGAGGAAUCAAAGAAAUUGUUUUUAAUAACCAAUUGUGUUUAGCAGAAAUUUUCUUAAGUGAUGGCACUGAGAAUACCGAAAACUUGAAUGCACCUGGGGAUCUAUAUAGUGACAAUUUAUCGCAAGUCAAUAAGUUAAUGUUUGAUGCCCAAGCAAGUGAAAAUGAUACAUUAAAUUUGAAAGAAGGUCAAUGA
Molecule: messenger RNA, 807 nt
Organism: Racocetra persica
Lineage: Eukaryota; Fungi; Glomeromycota; Glomeromycetes; Diversisporales; Gigasporaceae
Source: the annotation of a GenBank genome assembly